Rotaria sordida is the source of this 882-nucleotide messenger RNA. The record is from the annotation of a GenBank genome assembly. Lineage: Eukaryota; Metazoa; Rotifera; Eurotatoria; Philodinida; Philodinidae.
AUGAUCAAGGUAAUUGAACGUUUAAUUGGCGAUGCAGCUAAAAAUCAAGUAGCUAUGAAUCCUUAUAAUACAGUUUUUGAUGCUAAAAGACUUAUUGGUCGUAAAUUUGAUGAUGCUACUAUUCAGUCAGAUAUGAAAUAUUGGCCAUUUAACUCGGCGAAUACUUAUUCAGGAUUACUUUCCCAAUAUAGUAAAAUUGUCAAUAUUUAUACAGAACAAGCAGAGCUGCAAUUGGGAAUAUCUAAAAAGAUAGAUCUUCUCGAGCAGCAAGCCUUACAAUUUAUUGUUUUCAAUCGACAACAAAAAUCUAUUAGAGAUUUGACAGAAAAUACAGUAGAAUCAUUGAUGUUUAUCUUUCAUUCGGUUUUACUCGAUAUACUCAAACGAAUGCCAGCCGAUGAAUAUGCUAAGCAACAAUUGAUUGAUAUCUGUGAAAAAUAUUAUUGUAAUAGUAAACAUGAUUUAAUAAUGAUUGAACGUUUUCGUGCAACAUUUAAACCUGAAGAUGCCAUUAAAUGGUAUACAACUAAUUGUUUUCUCUUUCGUUUAUUAAAUCGAGCAUUACGAACAGAAGAUGUUAAUUUAUUAUUUGCCUUUCGAUUCUAUAUUGUCGUUUUAUGUAAAGCACUUGCGAAUGAAAAACAAAAAUUAUCAUCGAAUACUGACUUAAAACUUUUUCGAGGUCAAAAAAUGGCUGUGACUGAAUUUGAGUUUCUCCAAAAACGUACUGGCAGUUUUAUAACAACAAAUGGUUUUCUAUCCACUCAAGCACUUACUCUUUAUAAUAGUGUUGAAAGAGAGGACGACACACAAGAUAUGGAAGAUAAUCUAACUCAACUAGUUAUGCAUGAACUGAUGAAUAUGCGAGACACUACAUCAUAG